AUGAAGGCCACCCAAGACAUCGACAUUGAGCUUCUUCGAUCCCUCGUGGAGGUAGCCAUGAUGAAGGGCUUCCGCGGCGGGAAGCUCGAGGAGGCUAUCGCGGCGGUGGCGCAGUACGACCGCCAGCAGGCUGUCGUUGCGAUGAUGAGGAGCCUUCCCGAACGGCUGAUGUCCAAGGCGGCCGAGGUUGCUCGCGACGUCAGGAGGCGCUCCGACAUCCAGCUCAGCCAGAUCGCUGGGCUGGAGGAGGAGGUGCUUCUGCUGGCCUCGACCGUAAAGGGGCUGCAGCACUCGGCCGCGAUCGACGCCGCCCGCUUGGCGUCGGAGAGGACGGCUGCCAAGGCCGCCAGCGACGACGCUGCUGCGCUCGCUCAAACCCUCCGAGCCGACGUCAAGAGGCUGCAAGACACGGUCGUCAACCUAGAGACCGUUGCCGCUACUGACGCGGCGAAGUUCCUCACGACGGAGGUCGACCUUCGCGCCGAGCUCGUCGCCGCUGACGGCACGAUCGACUCCCUCAAGUCCACCGUGCGACAACAGCGCCAAGACCUUGCGUCGUGCCAGCACGACAUGGCAGAAGUGGACGAGGCGUCGUUCACCCUCUCCCUCUUGGCGGGAGAGAGCACGCACCUCCUCAGAGGGGGUCUCCAGCCGGCUACCCCCAGGCCUGCGGAGGCCACCACGUGGGCAGCGGCCGGCCUGUCGGCAGCUCACGAGGCGCGUCAACGCACGUGCGGGCAUGAGGAAGAAGAGCGGCAGCGUCAGGCCCUCGAAGAGGAGAUGGUGGACCUCCAGAACGAAGUGGACGAGGCGGAGACGGCUGCCGAUUCGUGUGCGGCCAGCCUGGAGAAACUCGACGAGCAGACUGUUGCCGUUCUGACCGCGGUCGAGAAGACCGUUGGCGCUCAGAGCACUCGCUUGGGGGAGAUCGGAGACGUGGCGCUGUCCUUCACCAGGCAGCUGCUGGACGACCUCUCCGGCUGCCGGCAACAGGUCGUAGAAGUGGAGGAGAGGGCGAUGGACCGCCUGGAGGAGACGAUGGCCUCUGAGGAAGAGUCUACAUACAUGCACAGCAGCGCUUCAUGUGUUCAAGCAUGCCUUGAGCGGUCGCAACAUCAUCGCCGGGAGAGAUCCAGCGGUGAGUUUGUACACAGAAGGGGGGCUCGCGAGACCCAAGCGGCGUUUCGGGCGUGCGCAGCGGGGCUCGAGCGACUGGAUUCCCAGUCGCUAGACCUCGCCCGCUUCUUGGCCGACAAGGCCAUGCAAGCGGGAGCACCGGUGUCCAUUGCGAAUGCAGUGGAGGCACCCAAGCCGCCGGGGUACGGCUUGCUGGACUCCUUAUUCCGCCCACGGGGUGUCAGCGAUGAUGCCAUGGUGAAGAUAGUCCCGUCGCGAGUCGGGUAAGCAUUCUUAUGCGUUGUUGGAUGCAAGGGGAGAGUGCAU
Messenger RNA from Ectocarpus sp. CCAP 1310/34, 1443 nucleotides. The record is from the annotation of a GenBank genome assembly. NCBI's taxonomy places the organism in Eukaryota, Phaeophyceae, Ectocarpales, Ectocarpaceae.